AUGCUUCUUAUAUACACGAUCGGUAUGUUUGGUGGAGGACUAAUUGUCCACCUCUACUAUGUACAACAUGAAGAGGAUUUGUAUACAGCAGCACUGUCUGCAGCCAAGUCACCGAAAUUGACAGCAAACGAUAAUACAUAUAAACAGUUGAUUCUUUCGAACGAUUCAAUACACGAACAUGCAUUACAACAUUUAGCCGAGGCAACAUUGGCUAACGUAUUGGCUAAACAAGUACGUGUGUUCUGUUGGAUACUAACAAUGCCAGCGAAUCAUAAAUCAAAAGCUGUUCAUGUGAAAGCUACGUGGGCUGGUCGAUGUAAUAACUAUUUAUUCAUUAGUAGUGAAACUGAUUCGCAUCUUCCUUCAAUAGCUGUUAUCAAUGCUGAAGGUCGCAACUUAUUGUGGAAUAAAACAGCUGGAGCCAUAAAAUACAUGGCAAAACAUUAUGCCAAUGAUUACGAUUACUUCAUGAAGGCGGAUGAUGAUUCAUAUGUGAUUGUAGAGAAUCUGCGCAAAAUUUUACAUAAAGAAAAUCCCGAUAAACCAUUUAUCAUGGGCAGACGAUUCAAGCCAUUUGUUAAACAAGGAUAUAUGUCCGGUGGUGGAGGAUAUGUGCUAUCUCGAGCUGGUCUUUUGAAUAUCGCUAAUGGUUUGGAGAAUAAUGCCGUUUGUCAAAGUAAUAAACAUGCAUUCGCUGAAGACGUGAAACUUGGUAGGUAUACAUACUAAUUUUGCGUGUGACGUGAUUGUAUUAUGACUAUGCAACAACUGAUUUGAAUAAUAAUUGAUAUCGUUGAAUAUGACAUGGAAACGGCCUAAUGCAUUUGGAUUAGUCUGAACGGUUUGUGAAAUCCUGAAGACAUUAAAUUCGAUUUUUGGAUGAAGUCUAGGUGCUCAGUAUAGAGUAGCUUUAUAGUGGGACGCAACAGUUAUUUGCUUCCAGUUGGGUUUCCAUCGGUUGUCUUACACUAUGACAUCUAUAUCUAUUCUCAUUAUCAUUCUGACAAUUACAGUUGACACAAUAAUUGGAGUUGGUAGUACAUAGUUGAUAUGUAUUUAUCAACUAACAAUUCUGUUUUGUUCUACUAAUCACUGUAAGAUCCCAUGCAUUGCUUUUGCAUCUAUAAUUUGCACGAUGUAUAAGCGUAUGAUAAGUCGUGUUAAUUAAACGCUAUAUUCGGUUCCUAAGCUAUUCUCGUAACUCUCAAGCUAGAACUACACAGCGAUCUGAACACGAGAGAAAAGAAGCAAAACAAACGAGAAGUACUUGACUCAAGAGGUUCGUUUAUGUACAGAAAAUCCAGUGUUUUUAUAUUAUUUUAGAUAUCCUUGGGUUUCUGGAAAAUUCUGGAAUGCUACCGAACAUAGUAGCAGUAUGAGUAAUCAUCCAAUCAGAAACUCGACAUGUGGCGUCUCACGUUCUAGAUGUUUCUGGCAAAACGUCUAGUGAACGCUGAUUGGAUAUGAUGCUUCUCAGUGUUUUUAGAGCCUUUCUUGGCUUAAUUUCGAGGAAUUUUCUGGAUCUCCUCAACGCCUCCCCUCUUUUCGAAAAAUGAUACUUUUUAUCUGGUCUACUUGCAGCUUGAUAACUGGUUUUCUGCGACGUUCGGAUUUUCUUAGUAUCCAGCGUCUAUGAGUGUCUGUUGAGGUUCUUGCCAUUGGAGCAUCUGUAAUUAUCUCUCCCAGAAGACUCACUCGACUAUAUACCGUGUUUAGUGUUCUGUUUUCUCUGUAUAUUUGAUCAAUGUGUCUAAUCCACGUUCUGAAAGUCCCAAGUACUUUGUAUAAAACAUUUCCUAUUCUCUUCUCAAUGACUCACGGUUGCCAACGAUUUUCCCCAAUGUAUGACUUGACGAGCACUAUAUCACCCACGUUAAAACUCCGGAUAUUCUGAUUUUAUCUGCGUCCAUCUAUUGGUUUAGGUGGCAACAUGGCGUUGAAUAUAGUUCGGAUUCUUCUCCCGAACAUUGCUUCAGCA
Schistosoma bovis is the source of this 1978-nucleotide messenger RNA. Lineage: Eukaryota; Metazoa; Platyhelminthes; Trematoda; Strigeidida; Schistosomatidae. The record is from the annotation of a GenBank genome assembly.